This is a messenger RNA of Serendipita indica DSM 11827, 399 nucleotides long. The record is from the annotation of a GenBank genome assembly. NCBI's taxonomy places the organism in Eukaryota, Fungi, Basidiomycota, Agaricomycetes, Sebacinales, Serendipitaceae.
AUGGAUAGAUACAGAGUUCCAGUAGCAGGCACAGUCGCUGCACCCAUCGAGAUUAGCAGCGACGAAGGAGACGAGAAAAAGGAGCAUCCCGCUUCCAUAUUCAAAAGCAUAUCUAGGAAAAGAAAACGGAUAGACCAUGGAACAGAGCCAAUCUUUAUUGGCUCAGACGACGACUGUCCACUCGUCAAGGAAACUCCGCAUUCACGUAUCGAAGAUCCUUGGAAUAAACGAAGGAAGUUGCUCGGUUCAACUAGCGACAGCUUGGAUGUAGACAGUGUCGAUAUUGUCUUCGACGAAGAAAUGGAGCACUAUGAUGACAUUGACAUGACCGUGCAUGCGUGGGAGGUAGAGCCUGCAGAUCGUAUAAUGGGGGCCCCUAGACUUGGGAAAGAAGAGUAG